Molecule: messenger RNA, 321 nt
Organism: Penicillium vulpinum
Lineage: Eukaryota; Fungi; Ascomycota; Eurotiomycetes; Eurotiales; Aspergillaceae
Product: thioredoxin family protein
Exons: 2
Coding region: 1-321 (106 amino acids)
Molecular function (GO): protein-disulfide reductase activity
Source: RefSeq, a predicted model, not a curated record
AUGCCUAUCACUGAAAUCACUAGCAAAGCCGACUUCCUAGAGAAGAUCCUUGGCUCUGACGAUGCCGCCAUCCUCGAUUGCUACGCCGACUGGUGCCCAGCCUGCAAAGCCAUCGCACCCAAAUACGAAGAAUUGAGCGAUACCUACAACCAAGUCAAAUUCUACAAGGUGGAUAUCGACAAGGUUGAGGACGUCGCACUGGAGCUAGGUGUACGGGCUAAGCCUACAUUCAUGCUAUUCAAGGACGGAGGAAAGAUCACUGAGGUUGUUGGCGCUCAUUUGCCAGCCAUUGAGCAAGGGAUCAAAACUCAUCUUCUCUAA